Aspergillus clavatus NRRL 1 is the source of this 2088-nucleotide messenger RNA. RefSeq lists its product as uncharacterized. NCBI's taxonomy places the organism in Eukaryota, Fungi, Ascomycota, Eurotiomycetes, Eurotiales, Aspergillaceae. The transcript is spliced from 7 exons. The record is from RefSeq and is a predicted model, not a curated record. Gene Ontology annotation, molecular function: DNA-binding transcription factor activity, RNA polymerase II-specific; zinc ion binding. Gene Ontology annotation, biological process: regulation of DNA-templated transcription. Bases 1 to 2088 code for a protein of 695 amino acids.
AUGGUGCUGGAGAACCUCCCACAUCCUGUCAAUACCGGAAUCGCGCCAGUUACACAAUCCAAGACUUUGCGGCCCACUGUGGUUCGCAAGAAGUUUGCCAAACCACCAGUCAAAGUAGCUUGUUUGACAUGCCGUGCGUCGAGGACGCGUUGUGAUGGUCAAGACCCCUGUUCCAACUGUCUUGGUAAGAAGAAGAAAUGCUCUUAUCUGCCCAGUAGACGGGGCGGUCCCAGGAAGAAGAAAAAGAGCUCGAGUUCCCCGGAAGCGAAUCCAUAUCAGGAUGAUUCCAAAAGCUCGAGCAUCACGCCGGCACCUGGCUUUGACGAUUCUUCGACCAUGUUUGGUCAGAUCGAUGUGCUCUCUAUGCCAGGAGCUGGGCUGAGGGCCUUGGACUUCUCAUCAGAUAUGCAUACCAUGUUUGCAGAUCUCUUCACUCCAAGCAAUGGCAGCAACCCUCAUGCCCAUAUGGAACCUACGCCGUCGCCCUCAAAUGCGCCGUCGCAUACCAUGGUGAGGACAUAUGGCAACGAAUACGACAUUCUGAACGCCUACUACGACUUCAUUCACCACUACUUCCCCAUACUGCCUCCUCGAGUCGUUCCACGAUGCCCCGAUCGGCCCAUAGAGUCCGUUGGGACAUACGCCUCAUCUCCCUCUGAAGAACCUCUGCUAUCGUAUAAACCACGAUCACCGCUCAGCCUGGCAAUUUCCGUUAUUUUGGCCUUAGUACCACAUCCGGACGAUCCCGAACCUUUGUCUCCGGUUUCCGUACUCCGACGCAGAACCUAUGCCCAUACCUUCGCGCAAUUGGCAAAUGCUAGUAUCGAGCUCGAUUGCGAAUUACAAGCUUCGUCCACGGACCCAUCGCAGGCUUUGUCAAAUGGCCGGCCACUGAUCAAUCGAGAACGAUUUCAUCCGCGGACGCCUGUGGAGCUUGAAAGUCUUCUUGCGUUACUGAUCCUAUGCGUGUAUGAAUAUACGCAGCGAGGGAACCUCCUUAAAAUGAGGUAUCGUGCUGGUCAAGCUUUAGCAAUUGCACUGGAUAUGUCCCUUCAUUCACUUGGGGAAGAACACGAUGAAUGUGCUGAAGCUCGGCGGAGAGCCUGGUGGAUGACGGGAUGGGCUGUCUUGAUUCAGGCACAGCAAGUGCUUGUGUCCGCAACUCAAUUCAUAAUCGAUCUGAAUAAGUGCAUCUCAACUGGUACCAGCAUGCAUUUCAUCUAUGAAAGGAUGCAACAGCUUGAUGCGUGGGCUAGCUCCGCAUUAGCACAAUCCAAUCUCCUCCCUAUGGUGCCUAUCAGUUCCAGCGAUGAAGUGGAAUACACAACCGCCCACAGCGUCCGAGCGAUUGCGCGAAUCAAACUAUCCAGUGCUCAGAUCAAGAUACAUCGGUUUAGGGCGUUCUCGGAUAUUCCGAUUUUCAUCAAAAAGCAUUGCGACCUUACUGCAGCCAAUCCUAACAGCACCGUAUCAAACAACUCAACAUCAAAGGUGUCCAAAGAACAAGAAGGGAUGGCCAACAUUUCUUGCUGCUGCAGCAGCUUAGAUUCCUUUCCCCCCACAUCAACAUCCAGCGAGUACACAGCAUCGGCCUCUUCCACCUCGUCAACAUCCGAUUUCCACUCCAUGCCACAAUUCUCAUUCACGAGUGGAUUCCCUUACACCAGCCAGCAUUCUGCUAAGGUCUGCCUCAAGGCGGCCCUUACCAUCUCGCGGAUGUUUCCAGCCCUACCCAUGCCGCAGCCGCUGUACAUAUCUAGUGGUAGCAGCACUCCCGAACAGGACCUACAUCUGUUGUCACAAAACCAGCUACCGCGUACUAUGCCAUCUUUCGCAUGCUGCUUAAUGCAAGGGAGCUACGCUUUGUUGAUGAUAUUCUACAAGGCGAGUGUGGAGAAGCAAAUAUCUCCAGAUUACGGGACCGAAAAUACCAGCAGCGCUUCUGAUCGGUUAAUUGAGGAGAUCAGACAAGGCUUGGAGCGCAUCAUUAGGACUAUCGAAAAUUAUGCAAUUGGGUUUGAGGCGUUGGAUGGCAUGAGAGGUAAAUUUGCUGCCCAGAUCAUCCCUCAAGACUGGACACUCAACUGA